AUGUUUUGGCUACCAGCUGGCUAGCAUUCAUGACGGAUUUUUCCCAGAAGUUACACAUGUAUUUCUCUCAGCUGUUUAAAUAAGUAAAUAUACACUGGUAUUUUGUAUAGUAAAUACCACGAUUUGUCCGUACAUUUGCUGUUUUGUGAGCUCUGUUUUAAGACGUAGUUUAAUUGUGCUAUUUUUUUUUACUUCGAGUUUUGUGAAUUGAACGACAACUUUUUUUUCAUUUCCCAUCCAAAUAAAACUAUGGUUAUUUUCCAAGCCUCCAAUAAGAAAGAAAACUUUGACGACGAAUUUUGAGUUGAAACAGCCAGAAGAGAAUGUUUAUUUUCAUUUAAAUACACCGUGUGAAAUACACCGAGAAGAAAAAUGUCAAAACAUUUCAAAAAGAGAAAACUAAAUAGGUUGUCUUCAUCUUCAGGCGAAGAAGAAGCGGGUUCAAACUGCCAAAAUGAUGCCUCCAAAAGGAAAAGUCACAAAAGAAAAAUUGACGAAAUGGAUCGAAAGAGCUCUAAAAAGGAACAGAAAAAAUCUCAUCAAGUUGACUCCCACAGCUCCCGCAAGAUAGCAAAGCCUGUUUACAGACUGUCAACAACAAAAGAACAGCAGAAAGUCUCUCCUAAAGAAGAGCAGCUUAAAAACAAGGGAUCCUUGCAAUUACAUGGGGAAGGCCAAUCCAGUAUAUCUAGAACAACGAGGGAAAUUAAAACUGUGACAAGGGACCAGUCAAAGCCCAAUAAGGCAAGCUGUGCUGCUUUACUUAAUCAGACAAUAGAGAAGAAAUUGAAAGGCAAGUUUGAUAAAAAGUGCUCUCAGGGCAGUUAUUCCAAACUAAAAAAUGAGCAAAUGAGUAACAAGUUAGAUGCUGCUGAACAUAGAGAUCACAGGCAGGGUUCAGAGAGGAGGAAUGGAUCAGCUAGGGAACCUUCAAGAUCCUCAUAUGACAGCAGGAAUAUUAAGACCCAAGAACCCAUCUCCUCCCACUACAAACAUUUUCAAAAAUGGAGCAACAUGGAGCGAGACCAGAACACAAGUAAAAAUUAUCAGUAUAACAGAAGUACGAGUAUGGAUGCCAAAAACCCCCCUACCACUGUCACACAGAAGUCUUGCAUUUCACCGAAACCCUCUACGACAGUGACAAACCCAAAGAAAUGGAAGAGCUUCACUUCAACCCCCGAGAGCAACAAAUCAGAACCACCACCGUCCACUCUAAAACAAAUAGGCACUCUAAAAUGUUUGCCUUUAAAAUUCAAUUUCAAAAUACCAAAAAAGAGUCAGCCGUCACCUGCACACAGCUCACUCGGAAAUAAUAAUACGGUGUCUUCAAACCAAAACCUCAAGCUUAAGGAUAACAAAGACGGCUCUGGGGCGAAGAAAUUGGAGCCAGCAACUGUGGAACCUUGCAGGCUUUUGGCUGGUUCCUCCAAUUCUCCUUGUAAAGAACAAAGUAAGAGAUCAUCUUUGCCUGACCAUCUUCUAUCUGAACGCCCACCAGCAGGAGAUGCAAACUCUGAGCAAUUCUUUGAUCAGGGUCAGGUAGUUGAAGAGCUUCAUCUUGCUCGGUCUGAAAGGAGGCUGGAGGUAAAUGUGAAGCAGAGCUACGGUGAACUCACCGGCAUGGACAUAGAUUCUGCUGAGGAAGGAGCCGCAGAAACCAAUUACAGGGUUCCCAAACAGAAAACCCUAAUCUUGGUUCUGGACACCAACAUUCUCCUCAGUCACUUGGAUUAUGUGAAAAAAAUCCGAUCUUGUGGCCUUGAAGCAUUGGGAUUUCCAGUUGUCCUGAUCCCCUGGGUGGUUCUACAAGAGCUGGAUUCCCUUAAAAAUAGAAAAGGUCUGUCAGGAUCUGUCGCCCACCUUGCAACUCCGGCCAUCUCGUUUAUUUACACCUCUCUGAAGAAGCGGGAUCCCCACCUGUGGGGGCAGUCCAUGCAGCAGGCCACUCAGAUCAGCAAUGGUCUGAAUACCGAGAAUAAUGAUGACAGAGUGCUGCAGUGCUGCCUGCAAUACCAGAAUAUGUAUCCAGAGUGUGUCCUCAUCUUAUGCACUAAUGAUAAAAACUUGUCCAAUAAAGCUGUCCUGAGUGGAGUGAGGGCUCUUAGCAAGGUUGAUUUGGAGGCAGGGGUCAGGAGAUCAAAACAUGGCCAACAUUUCCUUCUUCACGUUCAGUCUCCUGUUCUGUCUCGUUUGAGCCAUAACAUCUCAUCUCCAGUGUUGAGCACAAGCUGCUCACCAGUCCAGGUUCCCAUUCAAGGAAGUAACUUUGCAAUUUCCAUAAUCCACCAGCAGUUAUUAGCACAUACCAACUGUGCACUUAAUCCACCUGUUAAUUCCCCAUCAGUGAAAGGAGACUUUAAGGAGGCAGAAUGGGACCUCAGCAGAUAUCUGUGUGAACUGGAAGACAGUUUGCGAGAUGUGCUGUCUGAAGUGUUAGAAACCGAGAUGAAGGCGGCUUAUGACGAACUCUGGCAAGAGAUUGUUUAUAUAAAACCUCCCUGGAGUCUUCAAGAUGUCCUCCAGUGUUUUAAAAAGCACUGGAUUGCUGUCUUUGGACACCUUGUUCCACGGAAGAUGUUGGAAACUGUGGGAAACCUUAUCAACUUCUUUAGCUCAGGUGAAACCGUAUCAACUUUAGGGUUUCUACAAGAAACUAAGGAGUUAGUGAAAGCAUUUGGGAAAAGUUCAAGUUCAAAACUUGUCCCUGGUGCCAUCACUGUGAUCGAAAAUAUUUUGAAUAAGGCACAAUCACAGCACCAUGCGUCUGGGGAGCAGGAACUGUCUGCUGGUGAUGUUGUCAUGAAUGAUGACGAGUCUGUAGAUAAGCAGCCGGGAUCGGCUCACAUCUCUUCACAGAAAGUGUGGGCUGUGUUUGAGAAUAUCUGGUCUCAAGUGUGCCAAACUAGUUUGGAAGUGUUCAAAGCGCUCAGCUUUGACCCUCACACCAUGCAGGCCGCUACACCGAUGGGACGUCCUCCACCGCCACAGGACGCUUUGGCCUGUUUGCACAGACUGUCCUCGAUGGUUUCACAGCUGCUGCAGGCGUUUGGCAGGGUCUUGUCUUCGACUCCGGGGUUAGAGGAAGUCCAGACACUUCUCAGUAUUAUUUACUCCAAUAAGCUCGUCAGUGAAGAAGCCAGAUUAACAGCUAAAGACCUUCUGGAUUGUUUCUCCCAACCAGACUACAGGGAGAAACUUGGAGUUGGAGGAAACCAGUUAUUGGAGCUAAAAAAGGCUUUGGAUGGUUGUGUUCAGACCACAGGGCAGAACUUUGCCUUCACCGCACCAUGCUGAUGAAACUCAGGGUCCCAUUAACAUCAACCACCGGCUGCCUGUAAAGACCUGACCUGUUCCUUCGAUUAAACCCUUUGAUGUUGACGGCAUUUCUGUUUUGGAGCUUUUUUCCACGCUUGUUUCAUCUAUAAACACCUUCACUAUAACAGAAACUGUUUUGCUUUCUAUGUUAAUUGGUGUCUAAAGAUGUUUAUCUUUUUAUUCCGCAAUGUGUGAGGUUGUACUCCAGUUUGUGGUCAGGUCAUAAUGUAAGUGUUCUUUCAUUAAAACUACAGAAUGAAAGAACAUUUGCAUGUUAUGUUUGUAUUUGCAUAUAUUUUUCUGGUAUGUAAUCACAGAUCACAAUUUUUUUUAUAUAUAUAUAUAUAUGUUUCAGGGAAAAUAUCAAAUUUUCAGGUAUAUAUUUACUGGUUUUCUUGGACCAAAUGAAUGUGUGAUGAAGCCACACUGUGAAGCUUUAAUUUUUGUUUUACUAGUGUUGCCGCUUACUUGUAAUUUCUUAUUGUAUUUAUUGCUGGGCCUUAUUUAAAAUGAAACUACAUUGACACAAAACUCAUUCUAUGCAAAAAAAAAAAAAAAGAAAUAGCGCCUUCUUCCAAAGCACUACAAAAAACUGUGACUAAUCUACUGAAUGUUGGACCUUUAACAUUAUUGAAGUUAAUGAAGUAUUUUUUUAAAUGUUCCAGGUUCAAUGGGAGCCUUAUUGCUUUCCUCCUAUCAGUCUUCCAUAAAGGUCAAAUUCUUGGCAUGUAUGGCCAGUAGUUGUCCUGUUGACACAUUUUUCCACCUGAGCUCUGGAUUUCUGCAGCUCCUCCAGAAUCACCAAGGGCCGAUUGGCUGCUCUGCCGUUUGUCAUGAUGAAUUGAACACUUCUAACCAUUUUACAUUUACAUAUCACAAAAAAUAAAUAAUUCCUGAAGCUUGUAGUUUAAGGGCUAUUAAUGCUUCUGCAAGUCACAGCAUAUCUCCCCCCAAUUGUCUUCCCAUGAUGGGCUGGCAACCUGUCUAUGAUGUUUAACCCAAUUUUUAUUAGAGAUAUGCAUUAACCCCACACUUUUCCGUUUCAUACUAUUUUUUUCCAUUAUUUGUCUGCUGGUUUAAAAUGCUGACAAGCCCAGAACAAACUACUGGUUUGUCACUUUAAAGCUUGGAGUUACUGAUGUGACUGGGCCUUAGAGAUGGUAAAGAUAGCUGAAUAAGUUUAUGUUAGCAACCACUGUAUUAGAGAUUUGCAGUUUUAGAAAUUCUUUGUGCCAAAUUAAAAAGCGUAUGUGUGUACAAGUUUUUACUCUUGUAAAUUAAAUCUUACACUCCUAAA
Messenger RNA from Xiphophorus maculatus (southern platyfish), 4612 nucleotides. It is a transcript of the gene swt1, whose product is annotated as SWT1, RNA endoribonuclease homolog. Lineage: Eukaryota; Metazoa; Chordata; Actinopteri; Cyprinodontiformes; Poeciliidae. Gene Ontology annotation, cellular component: nucleus. The record is from RefSeq and is a predicted model, not a curated record. The transcript is spliced from 18 exons. Bases 373 to 3294 code for a protein of 973 amino acids.